AUGAGAUCAUACAUCACUGUGUUGGCUGAGAGAGAGAGCGGUGUCACAACAGCAGCAGAGAGAGCAGAGAAAGAACUGAACAUGAACAAAUCAACUGGCAGAAGGAAUAACACUUCACUGCAAGAUAUGGCAACUACUGCUGCAGCUGCAAGAGAAGCAGGAGAAGAAGAAGAAGAAGAUGUGACAAUGAGAGUGAUACUUCUGCAGUCUGUCAACACUGCUAUCUUCACCUUCAACCAGGCUUUCUUGACAGUUAUGAAGACCGCAGCUGCACUACAAAGAUGUUUACUCACUAGAAAAUGUCAGAAUAAGUCCUUGAUUAUUCUUUAA
Molecule: messenger RNA, 330 nt
Organism: Blastomyces dermatitidis ER-3
Lineage: Eukaryota; Fungi; Ascomycota; Eurotiomycetes; Onygenales; Ajellomycetaceae
Exons: 1
Coding region: 1-330 (109 amino acids)
Source: RefSeq, a predicted model, not a curated record